AUGUCCUCCACUUUAUUGUAUGGGCCGCGCAUAAGACAGCUGCUUGUCUCGCUGGAGCAGAAAAAGGAGACCGGGCCGCCGCGGAACAAGGAGGUUCUGGCUAAGGUCGCGUUUCUCGGGCUUCUUCUAACCAAACGGGCCAAGCAGCGAAGCAAUAGCAGUUCCAGCUCGCUCUCCAGUACACCCACGCUGUAUUCACCGGAACAGCGAAGUCGUGCCAACAGUCAUUCCGUUUCAGGGCCGCUGGUAACGUACGACCAGCGAACCACUUUGAAAUGGAUAGAUAGAUACAACAAGUUCGAGUCUGGGUUGCUGGACAGCCUAGAGUCGCUUGUUUCGCUGUUUGACAACUUCACCAUGUUCCAGAACGUGAUCAAGAACUCGCGGUUUGCCACCAAGUUCAAGUCGCUCGAGUCGGUGGUGCAGAACCUGUCGAAAGUGUACUUUAUUAUUGUGCUUCUGAACAUGAAGAACCUGAUAGUGCGGCUGGUCAAGUUGAACAAGCUGAUCCGCAUGGUCGAGAUGGAGUCUGCCUUGGUUUCGCGCACCACGAAAUACCAGUUGCGGGCCGAUAGUCCUGUUCCGGAACGGGACAACCUGGUUCUGCUGUACACCGAGAAGUUCAAGACGUACUUGGAACUGAUUGGCUACGCGAACGAGCUGGUUCUUAAUCUGAGCCUCAUUUUCACCAACUUUGAGCUCCCAAAGCUGGUUUCGCGGCUGGUGAACCUGAUCAGCUGGAUCACGAGCGUUUACAGACUCAGCAAGGACGACGACGAGGCCACGCAAACAGACCAAACGAUCCAACAGAUCCAAAAACGCUACUCAUAA
Ogataea philodendri is the source of this 831-nucleotide messenger RNA. RefSeq lists its product as uncharacterized. The transcript has a single exon. Bases 1 to 831 code for a protein of 276 amino acids. Lineage: Eukaryota; Fungi; Ascomycota; Pichiomycetes; Pichiales; Pichiaceae. The record is from RefSeq and is a predicted model, not a curated record.